AUGGACAACCGAAGCCUCGAGGCGUACAUUGGAAAACUCGUUGAAUCGACGCGCUGGCAAUCGCGUUGUAAACCCAUGUUUCUGCCCAGGUUGGACAAUGAUGAGCGGUGGUCCGAGCAGCAAGGAAUAUUGGCUGUCGUCUACCAAUGCGGCCAGGAUCAUUCAUUGCGUUUUAUUACCACGCCGCGCAUCAAACUUCUUGUCAGAAUGAACAACUAUAUCUCCACGUUGUCGACUUGGCCGGCUGCUCUGGCCCUGGGUCAGCCUCGCUCAUUGCACCUGGACGGUUGGGAUUGGAAGCGGGAGGCGUUUGAAUCGGAUAAUGUGCUUACCUUGGGCCUUGAUUCGGGUUUAAGAGUGCCCAAUCGCCAAGGCACAGUAGUAGUAGUAGCUCCUCCUGACGCGAGUAUUGCUAAUUAUAGCCACAGCUGA
Molecule: messenger RNA, 432 nt
Organism: Purpureocillium lilacinum
Lineage: Eukaryota; Fungi; Ascomycota; Sordariomycetes; Hypocreales; Ophiocordycipitaceae
Source: RefSeq, a predicted model, not a curated record